AUGGCUGAUGAAUUUUCAAGGCAGCUCUCAAUCUGUUUGUUUAUUGUUGUGUUGAUAAACGCUCCAAGAGUGCGGUCAGAGUUUGCCACCCUUACAUAUCUUGACAGUGCUGUGUCAAAAGGGGCAGUUUGCUUGAAUGGGGGCCCACCAGGUUACUAUCUCUUAGAAGGAAGUGGCUCAGGAGUCAAUAAUUGGAUGAUUUAUUUGGAGGGCGGCGCGUGGUGUCCAAAACCUUCUGAGUGCUUGGAAAGAUCAAAAGGAUGGCUUGGGGACGUUUAUUCUAGACCUCAAAGAGCUUAUUUUGAGGGGAUGCUAGAUAACAACAAAACAUACAAUCCAGAUUUUUAUAACUGGAAUAAAGUCAACGUUGUAUACUGCGAUGGCUCCUCAUUCUUGGGAGAUGUUGAAGAAGUUGACCCUCAAACCAACGUUACUUAUAGAGGCUCAAGAGUCUUCGAUGCUGUAGUCGAUGAUCUAUUGGCUAAAGGAUUGAAUAAUGCCGAAAAUGUAAUUCUUUCGGGGAGCUCGGCCGGUGCAUUAGCAACUAUAUUGCACUGCGAUACUUUCAGUGAUCGUCUACCAAAUGUUAAAAGAGUUAAAUGCCUUGCUGAUUCGGGUUUUUUUCUCCAUGCGUAA
Molecule: messenger RNA, 636 nt
Organism: Striga hermonthica
Lineage: Eukaryota; Viridiplantae; Streptophyta; Magnoliopsida; Lamiales; Orobanchaceae
Source: the annotation of a GenBank genome assembly